UUCUCAAUCCUCUAAGGCAGUAGCAGUAACAGCACAGAAUCAAUUCAUUCGAUCCAUCAAUGGAGAAAAGCGAUGCAGCAACGAUUGAAAUUGCAGAAACCAGCAGGGAAAGGAAGGGGAAAUUACCUUUUUCAGGCGCUCCGGCGGCGGCGCUAGGGCGUGUGAAGGCGGCAAGAGGACACAACCGCGGCAUCGGGAUAUUCGACCUUAUUCUCCGAAUCUGCGCGGCGGUUACGACCUUGGCCGCAGCCGUUGCCAUGGCGACCGCCGAAGAAACGCUUCCGUUUUUCACUCAGUUCUUCCAGUUCGACGCCGGAUACGACGAUAUGCCGACGUUCUCAUUCUUCGUCAUAGCCAUGGCGAUCGUCACCGGUUACCUUUUCCUCUCCGUACCGUUCUCCAUAGUCUGCAUUAUCCGGCCGAUCGCCACCGGACCGAGGAUGCUCCUCAUGCUAUUCGACACAAUGAUGCUCACUCUAGCAACCUCCGCCUCCGCCGCCGCGGCGGCGAUAGUGUACCUGGCGCACAACGGCAACUCGUCGGCGAAUUGGCUGGCGAUAUGCCAGCUGUACUCCGAUUUCUGCCAGAAGGUGAGCGGAGCGGCGGUGGCAGGCUUCGUCGGCGUCGGAGUUCUUAUUCUCCUGGUGCUGGCCUCCGCCAUAGCAAUGAGAAGACAUUGACGAAGGACAACGGUGCCGGAAUUUGUGGUGGUGCAUAUUAUAUAUAUAUAUAUAUAUUUGGAUCCUCAUUUGCUUUAAAUUUAUAUAUCUUACUUCGAUGUAAUUCGUCGAUUUGGUUAUUCUUCCUUUUUUCUUUUUUUAUUUGAUUUGUGAUUGUUGGUUGGUAUGAAAGAUGAUUCUUGUGUAUCUCUGAUUCUGUGAUGGUUGAUUGACA
Messenger RNA from Andrographis paniculata, 894 nucleotides. RefSeq names its product casparian strip membrane protein 1-like. The record is from RefSeq and is a predicted model, not a curated record. NCBI's taxonomy places the organism in Eukaryota, Viridiplantae, Streptophyta, Magnoliopsida, Lamiales, Acanthaceae. The transcript has 3 exons. Bases 60 to 680 code for a protein of 206 amino acids.